AUGAAGCUCGGUUUUUUCUUCACUGCAUCAGCAUCUGCGUCUGUAACCUUCACUGCCUUUAAAGAAUCCGGCUUUACUAGGCCACAAGCGAAGGCAGACUGCGAAAGUCGAGGCCUCCGACUUGCGAAUAUUUAUUCUCAAGAAGAACAGGAUCUUCUCAACCAAGUCAUUACCGACGCUGACGGUUUAGAAAGAGCUUUCUGGCUCGGCAUGACACAAGGAAAUGAUACCGAGAAAAACACGAUCAAAGAUAUCGACGGAAACGAUCUGCGAUUCUACGACGGCUGGCGAGAAGAUCAGCCAAGCAACAAGCUCAACCAUCCAAAUGACAAGCACACGUCUGGAGAAUAUGAAGACUGCGUUCGACAGUUCGGACUUGAAGGCUGGAACGACGCUAUCUGCUCUCGAACUUGGUCAGGAGCGAAGAAAAACAACAUCGCGAUGGGCCACAUCUGCGAAGAUCGUCCAUCUUCUGCCGCUGUUGAAGAGUUAGACUCUCACUUUCAAAUUUGGGCAAACACUUUUACCAAUGCCAAUAUUGCCGCUAGAUGGGAAGCAACUAAAUUCAGUGGCUUCAGCCUGCGACUCAAGCCUUCGAAUAUGUUUAAAAAACUUGUGGAGAGAAUCUUGAAGUUGAACUGCGCAGAAAGUGAAGCCUCGAUCGGAUCAAUGCCAGCAGUUGAUACAACUGGUGACGCUCAAGACGAACUUGACAAGAUGAUCCAGGGUUACAAGGAUUUCUUCGCGACAUACUUCAGCAAUUGUCGAGGAGGUGUUUUGAACACAAAGCUCAACGAAAAAAUUGACAGAUGGGCUGCAUUAUUGUCGGACAAAAUUCAAAACUGA
Messenger RNA from Oikopleura dioica, 846 nucleotides. Lineage: Eukaryota; Metazoa; Chordata; Appendicularia; Copelata; Oikopleuridae. The record is from the annotation of a GenBank genome assembly.